Spinacia oleracea (spinach) is the source of this 1119-nucleotide messenger RNA. RefSeq lists its product as uncharacterized. The coding region runs from base 1 to 606 and encodes 201 amino acids. The transcript is spliced from 4 exons. The record is from RefSeq and is a predicted model, not a curated record. NCBI's taxonomy places the organism in Eukaryota, Viridiplantae, Streptophyta, Magnoliopsida, Caryophyllales, Amaranthaceae.
AUGCAAUUAGCCAAUCAUUUAGGAACGAAUGGAGUGCUAGUUAGUAGUUACCCUUUGCUAUCCGCUACUCAAUCGUUAACAGUUAUUCGCUACUCAAUCGAGUUAACCCCAAAAAAAUCUCCCCAAAAUUACCCGUAUUUCCCGCAACCACUCCUCACCGCACCACCCCUCCUCCAAGUCUCCAACCACCUCCUACCCACCACCGCAGGCUGCAACAACACGCCCUCCUCAACGCCGCAGCGCCACCCACCUCUUUCCUCCGCAUCACGGCUCAGCCAUGUAUUGAAAGUUCCGUCGACAUCAACUCGCCUGAAAUCACCUCACCCUUCACGAUCAUCAAGGGUUGGUGAAGCAAAAAGUAUGGGCAUGUUUGCGAAUUCUCAGCGAAUUUGGGGGGUUAUGUUUCUUUCAUUUGGAUUAACUUCGUUUGGAGCAUUCUUUUAUGCUGCCGUUGUUUCAAAGCUAUUGCCACUAUCAGAUAAUCCUUUGAUCUCAGCUAUACAAAGAGACAGAUAUUACUGCUUCUUGGUGCCAUUAUCACUACCCAUCCUAGUUGUUGCUGUAUAUUUCCACUGGCUAAGCAUGAAACUCUUCAAGCAUGCAUGAUUCACUCAAACACGGGACACAGACCGUUACACAAGCACCCGGAUCCUGUAACACAGUUUUGGAUUUGCCAUCAUAUCAGCUUCAGUAUCCAAGAGAAGAUCGCAUAAAAACACCGGUAAAUCCAUCUUUCCCUUUAGAAAACUGACAUUGCUGAAGUGAAAACUACAACUCCAUAAGAAAAAUACAACAAUUUGUUGUAUGGAAAACUCGAGUAUUUCAGCGAGCAGGGUUUGUAGAGGUCUGAAGAUGUUUAGCAGGUCUGAAUCCUGCAUCUGACAGUAUACAAGUUAAAAUUUUGAAUUCAUUGUGAUCAUUAUUUUCUUUUUGUGUUCCAAAAAAAAAAUUAAAAAAAAAUAAAAUUGGAGCAUUUAAAGAUAAGGACAUGCCGGACCUCUAAGGGCUCAUAAAAGGGACCCCAAAUGAACUAGAAGGAAAUGGUAUGUAUUUUAAGUGGGAGACAAUGAUACGGAACAAACACAAAAUAUCUAAUUUAAGAUUUUGCAUUCAAAGUGA